This is a messenger RNA of Mya arenaria, 2178 nucleotides long. Its product is annotated as cell cycle checkpoint control protein RAD9A-like. Lineage: Eukaryota; Metazoa; Mollusca; Bivalvia; Myida; Myidae. The record is from RefSeq and is a predicted model, not a curated record. The coding region runs from base 117 to 1784 and encodes 555 amino acids. Gene Ontology annotation, cellular component: checkpoint clamp complex. Gene Ontology annotation, biological process: mitotic intra-S DNA damage checkpoint signaling; DNA replication checkpoint signaling; cellular response to ionizing radiation. The transcript has 13 exons.
UGUAAACAAACCUCAUUUGUGAACAAAUAGUACGAUUUUUUCAUGUUAUCAGUACUCCGUUGAACGAACCACACUUAAAUUGACCCCAAUUGUUUUUGCUUCAACUCAUUGUGAAGAUGAAAUGCAUAAUUCCUGGAACAAAUAUAAAAGUGUUUGGGAGAGGAAUACAUUCCUUAUCCAAGAUUGGAGAGGAGCUAUACUUAGAACCAUUAGAACACGGGCUUGCGUUAAGGACUGUAAACUCCUCCCGUUCGGCCUAUGCCUGCUUCUUGUUUGCCCCAAGUUUCUUUAUACACUAUGAUGAUGGGGCAGGGGACGCGUCUUCAGAUGAUAGUGAGGAUACCCUCAGGUGUAAAAUAGCUAUGAAGUCCAUCCUGACAGUAUUCCGGUCCCUAUCCACGAUGGAGAAAACGGUGGAAAGAUGUAAGAUCAAACUGAAUAUGAAGGAAUCGCGGCUCGUGUUCCAACUCUACUGUAGACACGGUAUUGUGAAGACUCACAACUUGGCCUUUAUUGAGUGCGAGACCCUGCAGGCCGUCUUUUCCAAGGACAUGAGCCCCAACUCUUUAACAGCGUCUUCCAAACUGCUGUGCGAUGCUGUGAUGAACUUUCAGAACAACCAAGAGGAGAUAACUCUUAUUGUCAACCCAGAGAAAAUCGUCAUCAAAAACUAUGUGGAUGACGAACCAGACCCAAACAAGGUGAUGCACACCAACCUGAGUCUUGAGCCGGAUGAGUUUGACAACUGUCAGGUUGGGGUUGACACUGAGGUCACCUUUUGCCUAAAGGAACUUAGGGCCAUUUUAGGGUUUGCAGAAGUGACCACAUUACCCCUGACCAUCAACUUUGAAACUGCUGGAAGACCAAUUGUUUUCACAAUAGAUAGUGACAGCACAUUUGAGGGAAACUUUGUCCUGGCCACAUUGGCAGACCAGCAGGGGCAGAGUCAAGCUCAAACUCAACCCCGACAGGCUACUCAGAAAAGGCCAAGUAGUAAGGCAUCAACCUCGCGAACCAACAACUCACGAACCAACAGAUCCACCCAGAACAGGUCCGGACCUUCUCACAAUGGCAAUAACAUGCAGUCACACUCAAGAUCUAAUAUUGAUUCAGCCAGAUCAAAUGAAGUCAAUGCGGACUACACUGACUUCAUGAAUGAUGACACAGACUUUGAUAUCAUGAUACAAAAUGACACAACUGUUGUUUACCCAAGGCAGACUUCAGUUGAUACAGACAAACAUACACACACUCUCAGAGUCAAAGAGGCUGGGGCACUAGAAACACAUACAGACAGAAGUGAAGGGAGUGUGGCAAGACAAACCAAUACAGACAGAAGUGAAGGGAGUGUGGCGCGACAAACCAAUACAGACAGAGAUAAAGGGGUUGUGGCCAGACAAAUGCACACAGACAGAGUUGAGGGGGGUGGGGCCAUAUCUAGUGCGAGCAGGGGAGGAAUCAGGAGGGUGGGAGGAAAGGGAGAUAAUCAGUCCAAGUCAGGAAGAUUUAACUCCCCUAUUGUGAACAACUCUGUGCCAAGUGAUGAUGAAGAGAGUCCUGUGUUACCCAUGCUUGGAACAAAGGUCAAGAUAGGGGACACAACUCUCACAGAAGAUAUGGUGGUUGAUAACGCAGAUGAAGAUGAGGAUGUAGUACCAGGGACUCCGCCGGCAAAAAGGUUCCGGUCACUGUUUUUUGGCAGUUCCCAGGCCAGUCAGUCUCAGAGUCGAAAUCCAGACCUGUGUACAUCACGAGUACUUGCACCGGAUUCUGACGACGAAAAUUGAAACAAAGGCGCUAGAUAAAAGUGAAUAAAUUCUCAGACUUUAGCUACAAGUUCUCUGACUUAGGCUUAGGACUCAUCUCAGCUAGCUAAAAUUAAGACAGCUAGUUAGGUUUUAAGAAAAUAACUAUGUAACAGAUAUAUGUUACUUGAGAUCAUGCAUUUGGUACUCUGCUGAUCUUUUGUAAGUAACUGUCAGAAAUCCAUUAAUUUGUUUGGAACUGCAGACAUCGUGUAAAAGUGCCAUUAUCUUGGUUCCUUAAAUUGCCAACAGCAGGAUGAAGAUUAUGCUUAGAUUGGGGUAGUUCACAUUUUACAAGUGCUAUACUUAUAAAGAUUAUUUACGAUAUAAUUUAUUAUGUUCUUGUUAUAUCUUGUUAAUAAAUUUUUAAACAUUU